Messenger RNA from Papilio machaon (common yellow swallowtail), 969 nucleotides. RefSeq names its product proteasome subunit alpha type-6. Gene Ontology annotation, cellular component: cytosol; nucleus; proteasome core complex. The record is from RefSeq and is a predicted model, not a curated record. Gene Ontology annotation, biological process: ubiquitin-dependent protein catabolic process. NCBI's taxonomy places the organism in Eukaryota, Metazoa, Arthropoda, Insecta, Lepidoptera, Papilionidae. Bases 172 to 912 code for a protein of 246 amino acids. The transcript is spliced from 6 exons.
UCAAAAAUUGAAACGCAACGAAUGACAAGCAAAACCGGCAAGCCGAGCGCCGAAUUAAAUCUCUAUUCUCUACCUUCUGUCAAAAAUUGUUGUAUGGUUGAGUUGCAUUUUAUUGAAUUCAAGAUUUUGUUUCUCUAUUUCAAUAGCUUAUAGCUUAAAAGUGAUAUAAGAAUGGCUCGUGAAAGUAGUGCUGGCUUUGAUAGGCAUAUAACAAUUUUUUCCCCUGAAGGCAGACUUUAUCAAGUCGAAUAUGCACUAAAGGCGAUCAAUCAGGGCGGACUGACGUCUGUUGCGCUGCGCGGCGCUACGGCAGCCGUGGUGGCAGCACAGCGGAAGGUACCCGACCGCCUGCUCGACCCUGCCUCCGUAACACACCUGUUCCCUAUCACCGAACACAUUGGCUGCGUCAUGACCGGCAUGAUAGCGGACAGCAAGUCGCAGGUGGCUCGCGCGCGCUACGAGGCGGCCAACUGGCAGUACAAGUACGGGUGCGAGGUGCCCGCACACGUGCUGUGUCGCCGCAUCGCCGACAUCUCGCAGGUGUACACACAGAACGCGGAGAUGCGACCCCUCGGGUGCAGCAUGAUGCUGAUCGCGUACGACCCGGAGACGGGGCCGGCGGUGUACAAGACGGACCCCUCCGGAUACUACUGCUCCUACAAGGCGGUGGCGGCCGGCGCCAAGGCCACCGACGCCAACGCAUAUCUCGAGAAGAAGUUGAAGAAGCGGGCGGCGCUGGGCACGGAGGAGGCGGUGCAGCUGGCCGUGGCCUGCCUGGCGCAGGUGCUCGCCGUCGACUUCAAGGCCGCGGACAUCGAGAUCGGCCUCGUCACCAAGGAAGAUCCGCGAUUCCGUGUGCUGACGGAGGCGGAGAUCGACAAACAUCUGACCGCCAUCGCAGAGAAGGACUGAAGACGGCUGGGAUCGUUUAUUGUUUAUAAUAUAUAUUAAUAAUUUGUAAUAAAUAAU